This is a messenger RNA of Porites lobata, 785 nucleotides long. Lineage: Eukaryota; Metazoa; Cnidaria; Anthozoa; Scleractinia; Poritidae. The record is from the annotation of a GenBank genome assembly.
AUGCUGGAUCAAGCCCAGCAUAGGCUAUACAGACGCCUCUGGGCACUUCUUUGUGUUUUAACGCUUUCUUGUCAUGUAUUUGCGACUGUCUUGAUCAUUAUUUGUUCUCCCAACAUAAUAGUGUUGAGACGGAGUAUCUUCCAGACAGGAUUGUAUUGCCCUGUAUUUUUGCAGUAUGUUUGUCUCCUAAGUUUCAUGCAACUUUCGAAAAAAUAAAAUCUGAGACUAUUAAAACUCUUCUUCCCAAUGUGAAAUUCUUCCCAAACUCUUUUAUUUCAAGUACCUAGAUUAUUUUGUGACUGCUGAACUGAUUAGGUACGUUAAAACUAACACCAGCCAUACAAUGAUUUUCUUUUCAAUGCAGUUUGGAAGUGGCAAGAAGCUGGGGGCAGUUGUGGGAUGCCAGCACACUUAUGUUUAUCCUCCCUCUCUGAAGAAAGUUGCGAGGGAAAUAAUCUCUGGUGAUCAGCUGGUGGAUACUCCAGAUCCCACACAUGUAGGGGUAACUAUAGUUUCCUAGUAUAGGGGAUGGAUUUUUGUUUAUUAUUUACAAAGUAAAAUCCAAAAGAGAAUAACGGCCGCUUGAAAUGUAACAUCCCAGCUACAUUGAGCCCUUUUGCUCAUUUGCCACAAACUCUGGGAGCACUGAGGGGAGAGUUGAAAACAGGGAGAGUUGACCUCUGAACAAGAUUGUGAUAUCAAUACUUUUUCCACCGAAAUAGCCAACAUGGCAUAGAUUUCAUUUUGAUUAUUUUUUCCAGGUUUUCAAGGUGAACAUUGGGUGA